UUACUCGAUUCGCGUCCAGUUUUCCGGUGGUCUGCGCCGUCCGUCCGCCGUCACCCGCCGCAAACGCUUACAACGAUAACUGCACUAUCUAACAUUACAAUCGUUCCAUCGAAGGUCRUUCGAGUGGCGUCGCGAUAUCGAUAAAUCGGCAAAAAAAGUUUUUUUUUCGUUUUCCUACCGUUCGCCGCCGUUUAAAUUCAUCGCACGAUGUCUGCUGUUAAGUUCGUCGCUGUGUUCGUACUGGUGGCCGUGGUCGCGUCGGUGGCCGGUUCGCCAAUGUCGUCGUCCUCGCCUCARCAGCCGCCUCCACCGCCACGUGACCAGCAGGACGGAACUAAUGACGUGAACCUAUUGCAGCAGCCGCACGCCAAGCCGUCGUACGUGAUACGCGAGGAAGAGCUGAUCCGGAAGUUGAACGCCAAGUGCGGCGCCCGGGACGUGUCCAGCUGCGUCAUGCUGAAACUGGUCACGUACAUGAACAAGCUGAUGAAGAAGAACAGCCUGGAGAUCAGCGACAUGAUGGAGAUUGCCAAAAAGGAUGGACAGGCCGAGGAAACUACUAACACCGACGAGGCGUCAUCGAUCCGCGUGGACGGCUCUGCCAGAGCGUACACCGACGAGUCGGCGUUCGGAGAGGUGAUGGCUGACAAGCUGUGGAGGUACGUCCAGUCUCGCGCGCUUAAGAUCAAGGUACUGCCCGAGGCCGAUUUUGUCGUGUCCGCGUCSCCGGAACAAGAUGGUUCACUCAACUUUGGCAUGUCGUUCAGGUCCGGCAAAGAUUUGACCGAAUCCGGACGGGGUAAGAACAAGAAUAUGGGUCCUAUGAUGGCGGCCAUGAUGAUGAAAAUGGGAAUGCUCAAGGUCAUGGCAUUUAAGGUUCUCGCCCUGCUUGUAGGAAAAGCUUUGUUUGUCAGCAAGCUCGCUUUCCUGUUAGCCACCAUCAUUGGGCUGAAAAAGUUGUUCAGCCAACAGAAACACGUCACUUACGAGGUGGUAGCUCACCCGCACCACGAGUCCCACGGCAGUGACUCUUACAGCUCGGCCGGAUGGGGACGUUCGUCAUCGGAGGCCGCUCACAAUAUGGCCUAUUCCGGACAGGGCCAGCUGUAGAAACGACUUCGCCAUAAUUAGGUAACUGCAUAAGACAUUACACGAUGAAGUCCUGUAUUCCACUGCAGUAUAUAUGCCUGGUUCAAACGUUUAUAUAGUCAGCACCUGCUCGUCCGCACCACCGGCGUUCAGUAUAUUAUUUGAACAUCCAUUAAUUUAUUUGGAAAAAAAACCAAGAAAAUCACGUUAUUUAUUAUUUAUUAUUUAUA
Messenger RNA from Diuraphis noxia (Russian wheat aphid), 1319 nucleotides. RefSeq lists its product as uncharacterized. Gene Ontology annotation, cellular component: membrane. NCBI's taxonomy places the organism in Eukaryota, Metazoa, Arthropoda, Insecta, Hemiptera, Aphididae. The record is from RefSeq and is a predicted model, not a curated record.